Messenger RNA from Physcomitrium patens, 429 nucleotides. Lineage: Eukaryota; Viridiplantae; Streptophyta; Bryopsida; Funariales; Funariaceae. The record is from RefSeq and is a predicted model, not a curated record.
AUGACGAAGAACGAUGCGCGAUGCAAGAGAGAGGAGAGAGGGGUCAAUCGAAGGAGAGAAGCGCAGCGAGGCAAUGUAGGGCAAGGGAACAACAACAAGAGGGCAGGAGGGAGAGAGAGAGAGAGAAAAGGAAAAGGGCGAAAUGGAGGCAGCAGCAACAGGAGGACGAGUGGGGGGGGAGGAGGAGGUGGAGGAGGAGGAGGAGGGCGCUCGCUGGCUCGGCAAGUGAGGGCAAGCUUGGGCUCAGGUUACAAAACGGGCGAUGAAGGAAGGAAGGAAGGAGACCAAGGACCAAGAUGGAGAGAACGCAAGCAGAGGAUGAAGAGGACGAGGAUGAGGAAGAGGAUGAAGAAGAGAAGAGAGAUUUUUGAGCGUCUAUUUGCGUCACGAGCAACGCCAAGAAUCUCGAAUGACGCGACGUCAUGCUAA